Ochlerotatus camptorhynchus is the source of this 869-nucleotide messenger RNA. It is a transcript of the gene Fcp3C, whose product is annotated as Follicle cell protein 3C. The coding region runs from base 18 to 608 and encodes 196 amino acids. The record is from RefSeq and is a predicted model, not a curated record. NCBI's taxonomy places the organism in Eukaryota, Metazoa, Arthropoda, Insecta, Diptera, Culicidae. The transcript has a single exon.
UCCAGUAGUGCCUCAAGAUGGUUCACAAAAUUCGCGCUGUGAUUGUCAUCAUCAAGCUCGCUGUUCUUUUGAGCAUUCUAUGUCCCGUCGAAUGCAAUCGAAACCUAAGGGUAAGACCUCGCAAGACCAAAAACGCCGAUCUGGAAAGCAACGCCGUGUCCCAGUCGGACAACGUUCCCUGUUCGUGUGCCAUCUUUUUGACGGGACAGUUCAACAAGCAGAACCGAUCGGAACCUCCCCGUGGCAAUCCUGGGAUUCAACUGGAACUGAUGCAACACUAUCCCUGCACCACGGCGGGAAAUAAGCAAUGUUCGAAUCGAUGUCUGGAUGCCAUCCUGAAACACUUACCCAACUCGCCGGCCUUGAUCUGCGGAACCAUCGAUCGGGACUGCUUCCGGGAGCGAGCCUAUCUGUUCUAUCAGAAUUGCGCGCCUCGCUGGGUCAAUACCAAUCUAUCGGCUGGCAGGGAGUUUUGCUGUCAAAAUGAUCGACCAGUGCGGUGCGCGAAGAUGGCAGCCGUAAUCCGACAGUCACUGCUCACCGGCAAUGGAACCACGGCCAUCAGCCAGGACGAGGAAGACGACGAGGCAGGAUCAUACGAAGAAUAAAGGGAUGUGAUAUCAAGCAGAAUCUCAGUUGCUUUUUUUUUGGUUACAUCCGAAACUCGUCCCCGAGGGACCAUGUUCCGUCAGUGAAUUUUAUCAACAGUGUUCAGUAAUUGUUUCUUUUUCUUUAAUUCUUACAUGGAAAUACACAAGCAACCGAAUGAGCGCUUAGAACUGAAUCAUCUGUCCCUUUCGCUUCUUGUCGCCUCCCAGCUCGAAGUGCUUGCAGCGCUUCAGUGGGGUCUGCUUGCGGUACUUGCAAUC